CGCUUUCAGACCUGCAGGCCUUUUGUCCCUCCCAUGCGUUUGUCUCGCUUGUCUUCCCGCGUCUGCGCACCUCCGCCCGGCCUAGACCUCCCCGCCGUAUCCCGCACACUUCACCCCUCCGCACGGACAACAUGUCUGAAUACAGCGCGGUGCCGCCGCCCGGGCCCGGAGCGGCUCUAGGAGCCGGUGGACUCAAGAAAGACGCGUUCGCCGAUGCGGUACAGCGCGCUCGACAGAUCGCAGCAAAGAUCGGCGGAGACGUUACGGGUCCCCCUAUGAGCAAUAACGGAGGAGCGGAGAGUUAUCCCUUCGCGGCACAGAAACGAUCGCUGGAGGACGGAGAUCAGCCUGAAAGUAAGAAGAUGGCGUCUGACAGGGACAACGCUGCAGCCUUGUCUAUCGGAGCCCAGCUGGCUGCCCUUUCCCAGCAGAGUGUACGUCCCUCGUCAAUGACAGAAGAGUACAGAGUCCCUGACGGCAUGGUUGGGCUCAUCAUUGGUCGCGGUGGAGAGCAGAUCAAUAAGAUCCAGCAGGAGUCUGGCUGUAAAGUUCAGAUUGCUCCAGACAGCGGUGGUCUUCCAGAGAGGAGUGUGUCUCUCACCGGAGGCCCUGAAGCCAUCCAGAAGGCCAAAAUGCUACUGGAUGACAUCGUCUCUCGAGGGCGCGGCACUCCCCCCUCCUUCCACGAGUCGACCAAUGGGAGCGGCAACAUGCAGGAAAUGAUCAUUCCAGCAGGGAAAGCUGGUCUCAUCAUCGGCAAAGGAGGAGAGACCAUUAAACAGCUGCAGGAGCGAGCUGGUGUGAAGAUGAUUUUGAUUCAGGAUGCUUCUCAGGGGCCAAACAUGGACAAACCACUGCGCAUCAUUGGAGAUCCUUACAAAGUCCAGCAAGCACGUGAAAUGGUGCAGGAGAUUCUGCGAGAGCGGGAUCAUCCAGGCUUCGACAGAAACGAGUACGGCUCUCGAAUGGGUGGAGGAGGCGGUGGUGGUGGAGGAAUCGAGGUGCCCGUUCCACGUCACUCUGUGGGCGUUGUGAUUGGCCGAAGCGGUGAGAUGAUCAAGAAGAUUCAAAAUGAUGCUGGUGUGAGGAUACAGUUUAAACCAGAUGACGGUACCGGUCCAGAUAAGAUCGCUCAUGUAAUGGGUCCUCCUGACCGCUGCGAACACGCCGCCAGUAUCAUCAACGACCUCCUGCAGAGCAUCAGAGUACGAGAGGAAGGAGGAGGGGUGAGUGAUGAAGGAGAGAUGGGUCCUCCCGGUCCUCCUGGCACAGGCAUGCCACCGGGUGGGCGUGGCAGGGGGCGUGGCCCAGGAAACUGGGGCCCUCCUGGCGGUGAGAUGACCUUUUCAAUCCCCGCUCACAAAUGCGGUCUCGUGAUUGGCCGAGGCGGUGAGAACGUGAAAGCGAUCAACCAGCAGACUGGCGCCUUUGUGGAGAUCUCACGCCAGCCGCCGCCCAACGGCGACCCCAACUUCAAACUGUUUACCAUCAGAGGCUCACCUCAGCAGAUCGACCACGCCAAACAGCUGAUCGAGGACAAGAUCGAGGGUCCCCUGUGCCCUGUUGGUCCCGGACCGGGUGGGCCAGGCCCCGCUGGACCCAUGGGCCCCUACAACCCAAAUCCGUACCAGCCCGGACCCCCUGGUGGACCGCCACACGGUGGUCCUCCUGGAGGUCAGUAUCCACAGGGUUGGGGAAACGCGUACCAGCAGUGGCAGCCGCAUGAUCCCAGUAAAGCAGCAACAGAUCCUAACGCAGCAUGGGCGGCUUAUUACGCACAGUACUACCAGCAGCCUGGAGGGGGCGCUAUGCCGGGACAGACGCCUGCGGCCCAGCCAGCCGCCGCUGCUCCCGCUGACCAGAGCCAAGCUGCUCCAGGGACUGCCCAGCCUGACUACACCAAGGCCUGGGAGGAAUACUACAAAAAGAUGGCCGCGGCAGGAGGCGGCGCUGCACCCGCUGCAGGAGGAGCUCAAGCCGCAGGAGCCGCAGCUGCGGGACAGACGGACUACAGCGCCGCGUGGGCUGAGUACUACAGACAGCAGGCUGCUUAUUACGGACAGACGGGACAGGCCCCCGGACAGCCCGGUGCAACACCGCAGGGCCAGCAGGCGCAGUGAAGAGACUGUUGCUGAGCUCUCGUCCGUCCGGGUCCUUCCCUCCAUCCUCUCAGAAAAGGACUUCUGCUCUUCCUGUUUUUUUUCCCUCUUCCUGUGUCCAGCAGAAAAGCUGUGUGACUCUCCUCUGAAGCCAG
Molecule: messenger RNA, 2254 nt
Organism: Megalobrama amblycephala (Wuchang bream)
Lineage: Eukaryota; Metazoa; Chordata; Actinopteri; Cypriniformes; Xenocyprididae
Product: KH-type splicing regulatory protein
Exons: 18
Coding region: 132-2120 (662 amino acids)
Biological process (GO): regulation of DNA-templated transcription
Cellular component (GO): nucleus; cytoplasm
Molecular function (GO): mRNA binding
Source: RefSeq, a predicted model, not a curated record